AUGACUCAAAAUAUCGCUUUUGGAACGGCGAUUGUGCCGCCGCCACCCGUCUUUCUACCUGUUCCCGACACGCCCACCCUUGCGUGGCCGGCAUGGAAGCGUGCCUUCACCGCUUUUCUUGGCGCUUCGGGGUUCGAACAGAUGGAACCACGUCGUAAAAGACAACUCCUGUUUUUGUUGCUCGGCACGGAAGGCCAGCGUGUGGUUGACGCAUUCCGCUUGGACGAUGCACCGGCGACUGAGCUCAAUGACGAGUAUGAAAUAUUUUUGGAGAAGUUAGAAAAACACUUUGAGUUCUCGGGGUCCGUAACACUGGAAAGAAAGAAACUCCGUGCUAGAGUCCAACGUCCUGGCGAAUCAGUCUCCGAAUACCUCGCCGCAUUACGUCAUCAAGGCUCUUUCUGUAGCUACGGCGCUACGUUAGACGAACGCCUGUGUGAAAUCUUUUUGGAGGGGUUGGAUUCGAAGAGAGUUCAGGACCGCAUUUUACGUGAAUGCAUCGGGGCCGAGGUACCCACCCUGGACAGAGCGUUCCAGCUCGCAAUACAAUUUGAACAACUUGCGAAAACGACUGAAUCGUUUCAUCGCCAGACGAGCGCGGUGUCGUCUUUCCCUGUUAACGACGGAAGCCGCGGUUUGGAACCGGCAGCGGUCCAAGAUAUUCAUGCGUAUGCUCAGUGGCCUGCGAAUCAAGAUGGCGGAGCUUCCGUGUUCCCCGCCCAACUCUAUCACCAAUAUGGUCACCCUCCGUGUCCUUCCACCGGGAUGACCCCGUCGCAGCGAGGUCCCGUGAUGCCGUGGGGUCAACCAUCGUCUGACGGCCAUCUUCCCCGUUUCCAAGGGCGGGCAAGGCGGCCAACAGUCCGCGAGCCUCCUCCUCACCGGGCGAGGGAGAGGGAAGAUGCAGGCUCUCUCUCUACGAGCUGGCUCUGUGGCUGGCGCGACCAUGCCCGCGAGUUCUGCCCGGCACGGAACGCGACGUGCUUUCUGUGUGGGAAGCAGGGACAUUUUGCUCUGUGCGGGGUCGAGGACAACCCCGGUGCCGUGGACAACUUCCCGGACGCUACCAGAGCGGCCGUUUUUAUCGACGAGACGGAUCGACCCAUGUGGGAACUGUCCAUCAGGAAGUCCUGCCGAGUGUGA
This is a messenger RNA of Ixodes scapularis (black-legged tick), 1143 nucleotides long. RefSeq lists its product as uncharacterized. NCBI's taxonomy places the organism in Eukaryota, Metazoa, Arthropoda, Arachnida, Ixodida, Ixodidae. The record is from RefSeq and is a predicted model, not a curated record. The transcript is spliced from 2 exons. Bases 1 to 1143 code for a protein of 380 amino acids.